Molecule: messenger RNA, 1857 nt
Organism: Daucus carota subsp. sativus
Lineage: Eukaryota; Viridiplantae; Streptophyta; Magnoliopsida; Apiales; Apiaceae
Product: AAA-ATPase At3g50940
Exons: 3
Coding region: 225-1730 (501 amino acids)
Molecular function (GO): ATP binding; ATP hydrolysis activity
Source: RefSeq, a predicted model, not a curated record
AGGAAGUUCUCUAAUCAAAGUCGGGUUUGAAAAAAACAGAUAUAUGGUACUUAAUUAACUAUAUAAACAGAGCUUUCUCCUCGUUCAAGAACCCAAAUAUCCUAUCCUGUUAAAUUUCUAUCUCGAACUAAUCAUCCGUCCCUGGGAGUCUCGUUGGUUAGUGGUGAUCAACAAUAACCUAAUUUUUCAGUGCCGCCAACCCGACUUGAAUUCGACAAAGCUCAAUGGCUCCGAGAACAAAAUCAAAACUGUCAACAACCAAGACAAUCAUAUCGGCCCUCGGGACCGUGGCUGCCACAGCCAUGGUAGCUCGAAGCUUAGCCCAGGAUUACUUGCCCUCUGAGGUGAAAGACUACUUAAAAUCCGGUCUCGAAAGCUUUUUAAGCCGAUUCAACAAUGAAGUGACCAUGGUGAUCAAUGAGUACGAGGGCUAUGAAAACAAUGCAAUCUACGAGGCUGCAUUGGUCUAUCUACAAUCCAAAGUCUCUACGAGCGCUCGUCGUCUCAGAGUCAAUAAGGCCGAGGAAGAACAGAGCUUCUCCCUCGGCAUGGAGCAUAACCAAGAGGUGAUUGACACAUUCAAUGGUGCUCAAUUUAAGUGGGCUUGGGUGCGCGAUUUGAGACACUCAACACAGUACAAUUAUCACCAUGGUAAAUCAGAGUAUCGAUAUUUUGAGCUGAGUUUUCAUUAUAAACACAGAGAAGAAGCACUUGAAUUUUACUUGCCAUUCGUGAUGAAAGAGGCUAAAGAAAAGAAGCAAGCUAAUAGGACUCUCAAGAUAUUUACUAUUGACACGGAGGAUGAUACGUGGGAAUCAGUGAAUCUUGAUCAUCCUUCCACUUUCGAGACUCUUGCAAUGGAUGUGGAGUUGAAGGAGGCGGUGAUGAGGGAUUUGGAUAUGUUUGUGAAGAGGAAAGAGAAGUAUAAGAGGAUCGGAAAGGCUUGGAAGAGAGGGUACUUGUUGUAUGGACCACCAGGGACCGGGAAGUCUAGUUUGAUUGCAGCAAUGGCUAAUUAUCUGAAGUUUAAUGUUUAUGAUUUGGAGUUGACAGAUUUGAAGUGUAACUCGGAGCUGAGGAAGCUGCUGAUUGCAACUGAGAAUCGGUCAAUUUUGGUAGUGGAGGAUAUUGAUUGCAGCAUUCAGUUGCACGACAGGGUGAGCGGAGCUAAAGCAGUAAAGCCUAAUGCAGAACAAAAAUCUGAUAAAGAAAAACAAUCCAGCAAGGUGACAUUGUCAGGUUUUCUGAAUUUCAUAGAUGGAUUAUGGUCAAGUUGCGGAGAUGAGAGAAUCAUAAUAUUUACAACGAAUCACAAAGAGAAGCUGGACCCUGCAUUGCUACGUCCUGGGAGAAUGGACAUGCACAUUCACAUGUCUUAUUGCACUCCAUGUGGCUUCAGACUUCUAGCUCAUAAUUACCUUGAGGUUAAAGAUCAUAAUCUUUUUGAAGAGAUUGAGGACUUGAUUCAAAUUACAGAGGUGACUCCUGCUGAAGUAGCUGAACAACUACUAAAGAGUGAUGAUCCUGAUGCCUCGCUUGCUAGCCUGAUUAGUUUUCUUCACACAAAGAGAAAGGACAAUGAAGAGGCAAAGGCCAUGGACAAGAAAGCAACAGAGGAGGUUGCUGAAUCAGUUUCACAGGAGGAUGACGAUGACAAAGAAGAUGACAAUGAAGAGGAAGAUAAAGAUGAAGAUGAAGAUGACGAUGACCCAGGAGGUGAUCAAAAUUGAGGAAAAGAGAAUAUUCAGACACUGGAAGUUUAAUGUGUUAGCUGUUUCCAUAUCUAUUAAGUAUUAUUCAGUUUUGUGCUACUAUUGUAAACACCUUCUUUUCCGGUCUAAACACUAUUAUUACCUA